AUGGGCUCCACUCAACCCGAAUUCAAGAACCCGGCUACUGCCUCUCUUUUGGAGUUGGCGAAGUCGCGCCGCACCUACUACGGCCUCAAGGCCGAGAGUCCCGUCUCUGACGAUGUCAUUGAGCGCAUUGUUCAGGACUCUGUGCUCCAUGUCCCCAGCUCCUUCAACACCCAGACCUCCCGUGUUGUCCUCCUGCUGAAGGAGGAACACAAGAAGGUGUGGGAUAUUGCCAUUAAUGUCAUGGAGGGUCUGGUCGCCGCUGGCCACGUCCCCAAGGAAAUGUUCGAGACUUCCACCAAGCCCAAGUUGGAGGCUUUCCGCGCUGCCUAUGGAACCGUCCUUUUCUUUGUCGACUAUGAGUCGCUCGCUCCUAUCAAGGAGAAGUUCGCCAUCUACGCCGACAAGUUCGAUCCCUUUGCCCAGGAGUCGAAUGCUAUGUCUCAGUACCUUGUCUGGACUGCCCUUGAGUCUGAGGGCUUCGGCGCCAACCUUCAGCACUACAGCCCUCUCAUCGAUGAGCCGAUUACCAAGACUUGGGACCUCCCCGCUUCCUGGAAGUUGGAUGCCCAGCUGGUCUUUGGUGUUCCCACUUCUGAGCCUGGUGAGAAGCAGUUCGCUCCUAUUGAAGGUCGCUACAAGGUGUUCGGCAAAUAA
This is a messenger RNA of Penicillium mononematosum, 654 nucleotides long. Its product is annotated as nitroreductase family protein. The record is from RefSeq and is a predicted model, not a curated record. The transcript is spliced from 3 exons. Bases 1 to 654 code for a protein of 217 amino acids. Lineage: Eukaryota; Fungi; Ascomycota; Eurotiomycetes; Eurotiales; Aspergillaceae. Gene Ontology annotation, biological process: cellular response to oxidative stress.